ACAACAUUUUUUUUUGAGCGGGUGAAACGAUACAAAUGAUACUAAUGCAAAUACCGGGAAAAGUCAAGGUCAAGAUACGGCGGAUAAAACAUAGACAUGUAGGUACUCAUGGUGGUAGGCGUAAAGGUCCUCCAUCAUAUGAUGAUGUACUUGAGAGUAAGAAACUCGAGAUCCAGAGUUUUGAAACACAAAGUCUUACCAGCGCAUACGACUUUCAGGAUAAACAGACCCUUAACAGCAUAAUAGAUGAUAAGGAUGAGGACUUUGAUCUCCUCCCAAAGUUCCAGGACAUUAUUGAUGAAUCUACCGAGGGUACACCCCAUGAAUGUGAUAGAGGUGAGAGUUUAAAAGUUACAGAUACGGGCAAUGAUAGUCUCAAAGACACGGGUGUCAGUGAGAGUGUUAAGAGUCUAAUUCCCACCGCCGCCAGUGAGGUGCAACCCCCAUCCCAGGUGCCAAGCCUUCACUUUUCACGCCCACGGUUCAAGUCGGACGUGGGCAAGCAUCAACCCCACUCGAUGUCCACCAAACAUCGAGCGGUGAUGAGAAACCAAAAAUUAGUGAUGCUUCAGCAUCAUCAGCUCCGUAUGGUCAAGUUGGUGGUAUUGAUUUACAUGGUAUAUUUAUUAAUGGGACAUUUGUAUUAGGUUAGUUAGGACAAUAGAUAAUCAAGUAAGUUUAGUUUAAAGAGCAGGGGAUUAUCUGCAGGUAUCUACGGCCAGAGCUGGUGAGGGCCGGCUAUAAAAGCAAACAGUCUUAAAGUGAGACUAGAACACUCUGGGGAUGUGGGGUGUGUAUGGGUCCACAAUCCAAGGCUUGCUGUAAGAGGAGAUAGUAGCUGAUAUGCAUGUAUCUUCUGACCCCAGCCUCCCACUGCAUAUGGUCAGAUGAUUGUGUAAAAAACAGAUGUUUAUGGGCUGAGCAAAAUUAACACCGCUUAUCUCAGCGCACCACCACCACCACCCGUACCAUCGGGUGCUGAUUCGGCAGCAAAAACAAAUCCUAAGUUCCGCUUAUGUCAGCGCGCUUGCGCCCAAAAGCGCACUAAAGCCCACGGCAAUAGCACCUAAUGCGGUAACUACCCAAGCUCCGUCCGUGUCCGCGCUCCAAUCCCGUGUCUCUUUCGAAUAUUCUUCAUGCUCAGCCAGGUGUAUCAAUUGUCUACUCAGUCAUUCUAUCGAAAUAUGUGGUAAUUAAAAAUUCUAGGUACAAGAAAUAAAGGUCGUAAAAGGUCGUAAUCAGUCGUAGUCAUCAUCACCAACAAUAGUGAGCUUUAAAACACUUCGUUGAUCGAAUAUAUAGCAUCAUUUCUGUGGUGAUGGUGUUGAUGCAACUUGUUGUUGUGGAACAAAGAAUGGUGGUCGAUCACACUGGGAGACGCCUUGAAGUGGCUGCCAUCAAAUUCGUCGUCACUCUCUUCGCUGUCGGAAAUUGAUAACCCAGGUACUUCCGACUCUUCUUGGAUGGUACCAAGCUUCAUGGGUGUGGACAAAUCCACCUUAACAGCCGUGUAUGAACGUUCAUCCUCCUCUUCUUCUUCUUCCUCGGAACUGUAGUAGUAGUCGUCCGAAUCUGAAUCGUAGUCAUCCAAUUCGACGUCUGAGUCACUAUCACUUGACACUUCAUAUUCUUUUAUGCUAGUGGUAUAUUGUGGCGAUGAAGUGUCCGAUUGACGCUGAGUCUUUGGAAGUUCGAACUUUACUCUGUUCAAUUUGUCUAGACGUUUGGAGUUUUCACUUGCGAUAUGGUCCAUCAAAUUGUCUAACAUGUUGGCUUGUACCACCAAGCUUCUUAACGAUACUUUGGGAUUGGAGGCAUCCUUUGUAAGUUUGCCUCUCACUUUGGAGGCCAAUACAUAGGUUUGGGCAAAAGACAUUUGAGUAGAGGAUGACAUGAUUGACAAUUAGGUUGUUGAUAAGUCUAA
Yamadazyma tenuis ATCC 10573 is the source of this 1924-nucleotide messenger RNA. Lineage: Eukaryota; Fungi; Ascomycota; Pichiomycetes; Serinales; Debaryomycetaceae. The record is from RefSeq and is a predicted model, not a curated record.